CCAGUUGCGGUUUCGAUUUCCCAUCCGCAGUUGGGGUUCCCCGGCGGCGGCCCCGCCUCUCAGCGCUGGGUCUGCGUCCGCUGCCUGAGAUCCCUACAAGCCCGGCACAGGCAUUUAAGGGAGUGAGCGCGGGCGAGGUGCGGACGUCCCCGGGAGCUGAGCUGCAGAAUGACGGCCGAGGAGCGGCGAAACCUGCACGCCUUCCGGGACUAUGUCAUCAAGACUCUGGACCCUGCCUACAUCCUGAGCUACAUGGCCCCCUGGUUUAAGGAUGAUGAGGUGCAGUAUAUUCAGGCUGAGAAGAACAAUAAAGGCACGAUGGAGGCUGCCUCACUUUUUCUUAAGUGCCUAUUGGAGCUCCAAGAAGAAGGCUGGUUCCGUGGCUUUUUGGAUGCCCUUGGUCAUGCAGGUUAUUCUGGACUUUAUGAAGCAAUUGAAAGUUGGAAUUUCCAAAAAAUUGAAAGUCUAGAGGAGUAUAGAUUGCUUUUAAAGCGUUUACAACCAGAAUUUAAAACUACAGUUAAUCCAAAUGAUAUUCUUCCUAAAAUAUCUGAAUGUUUAAUUAGUCAGGAAUGUGAAGAAAUUAUACAGAUUUGUUCCAACAAGGGGCUGAUGGCAGGUGCGGAGAAAAUGGUUGAAUGCCUUCUCAGAUCAGACAAAGAAAACUGGCCCAAAACUUUGAAACUUGCUUUGGAGACAGAAGAGAGCAAGUUCAGUCAACUGUGGAUUGUGGACAAAGAUGUUGAACUGAAAGUUCUUGAGGAUGAAGAAAUAGAAACUUCCGAAGUACAGAUUUUCUAUAAGGAAGAACCAGAAUGCCAGAAUCUUAGUCAGGACCCAUGUCCACCUUCAGUGGCUUCUACUUGCACCCCACUGAAGCCAAGAAAUUACCAACUAGAACUUGCUUUGCCUGCUAAGGAAGGAAAAAAUACAAUAAUAUGUGCUCCUACUGGUUGUGGAAAAACCUUUGUUGCCCUUCUUAUAUGUGAACAUCAUCUUAAAAAAUUUCCCCAAGGACAAAAGGGGAAGAUUGUCUUUUUUGCUAUUCAAAUCCCAGUGUAUGAACAGCAGAAUUCUGUGUUCUCCAAAUAUUUUGAAAGACUUGGGUACAAAGUUGCAGGUAUUUCUGGAGCAACAUCUGAGAAUAUCUCAGUGGAACAGAUCGUUGAGAACAAUGACAUCAUCGUUUUAACUCCACAGAUUCUUGUGAAUUGCCUUAGAAAUGGGACUAUUCCAUCACUCUCUGUCUUUACUUUGAUGAUAUUUGAUGAAUGUCACAACACCAGUAAACACCAUCCUUACAAUAUGAUCAUGUUUAAUUAUCUAGAUCAGAAACUUGGAGGAUCUUCAGACCCACUGCCUCAGGUUGUUGGGCUGACUGCCUCAGUUGGCAUCGGGGAUGCCAAAAACACAAUGGAAGCCAUGGAAUAUAUCUGCAAACUGUGUGCUUCUCUUGACACAUCAGUGAUAGCAACAGUCAAAGACAACUUGGAGGAAUUGGAAGAAAUUGUUUAUAAGCCCCAGAAGUUUUUCAGGAAAGUGGAAUCACGGACUACUGACAGAUUUAAAUGCAUCAUUUCUCAGCUGAUGAGGGAGACAGAGAGUCUGGCAAAGAAUAUCUUUGAUGAACUCGGUACCAUAACUCUCGAAAAUGUAUCUCAAAUUCAAAAUAGGAAUUUUGGAACACAGAAAUAUGAACAAUGGAUCGUUUCUGUUCAGAAGGCAUGCAUGGUGUUUCAGUUACCCAACAAAGAUGAAGAGAGCAGGAUUUGUAAAGCACUGUUUUUGUACACUUCCCACUUGCGGAAAUAUAAUGAUGCCCUCAUUAUCAAUGAGCAUGCACGAAUGAAAGAUGCUCUGGAUUACUUGAAAGACUUCUUCACUGAUGUCCGAGCAGCAGGAUUUGAUGAGAUUGAGCAGCAUCUCACUUAUAGAUUCGAAGAAAAGCUGCAGGAACUGGAAAGUAUUUCCAUGGAUCUCAGCAAUGAGAACCCUAAACUCAAAGAUCUCUCCUUCAUCUUGCAAGAGGAGUACCACUUAAACCCAGAGAGUAGAACUAUCCUCUUUGUGAAAACCAGAGCACUUGUGGAUGCUUUGAAGAAAUGGAUUGAAGAAAAUUCUGAACUCAGCUUCCUAAAACCUGGCAUAUUGACUGGACGUGGCAAAACAAAUCACAAUACAGGAAUGACACUCCCAGCGCAGAAGUGUGCAUUGGAUGCAUUCAGAACUGAUGGAGAUAAAAAGAUUCUGAUUGCCACCUCAGUUGCUGAUGAAGGCAUCGACAUUGCUCAGUGCAAUUUGGUCAUCCUGUAUGAGUACGUGGGCAAUGUCAUCAGAAUGAUCCAAACCAGAGGCAGAGGAAGAGCAAGAGGUAGCAAGUGCUUCCUUCUAACUAGCAAUGCUGAUGUAAUUAAAAAAGAAAAACUAAACAUAUACAAAGAAAAAAUAAUGAAUGACUCCAUUUUAAGCCUUCAGAUGUGGAAUGAAGCAGUAUUUAAAGAAAAGGUUCUCCAGAUACAGAUUCAAGAAAAAAACAUCAGAGAUAGUCAAGAAAAAGUAGAACUUGUACCUGAUAAGGAAAAUAAAAAACUGCUCUGCAGAAAGUGCAAAGCCUUUGCAUGUUAUACAGCUGACAUCAGAGUGGUGGAGGAAUGCCAUUACACUGUGGUUGGAGAUGCAUUCACGAAGUGCUUCGUGAGUAAGUUACACCCUAAACCAAAGAGCUUUGGGCAUUUUGAGAAGAGAGCAAAGAUCUUCUGUGCCAGACGGAACUGUGGCCAUGACUGGGGAAUCCAUGUGAAGUAUAAGACAUUUGAGAUUCCAGUUAUCAAAAUAGAAAGCUUUGUGGUGGAAGAUAUUGCGACCGGAGCUCAGAAACUAUAUGCAAAGUGGAAGGACUUUCCUUUUGAGAAGAUACCCUUUGGUUCUCCAGAAAUACCCGAAUGACCUUGGGACCUCAAUCUUGAGCUAAAAGGAAUGGGUGACCUUGAGAGAAGAAAUGAACCUCAGUGGGUAGUCAUGGCUCGCUUUUACCAGCAUGUAUCUGUCACUUAACUUCACCCUGUUUACUGUUGUUAGCAGUUUGAACUGUAUCCUAUAUAUAAAGCACAAGUAAAUGAAUCACAGCACUAAUGCUCCAUAGGCCAGUGGAGCUCUGAGUACUUGGAAAAGAUUAAAAAGCCUUCUUUUCCUAUCCUUCCUUUCACAGCUCAGUGCCAGUGUACCCCCCAGUAACCACUCAGUACACAUUACAAUAAAUAGAAUGAAUAAAUGGAUACCAUGUUGAAA
Messenger RNA from Canis lupus familiaris (dog), 3288 nucleotides. It is a transcript of the gene RIGI, whose product is annotated as DExD/H-box helicase 58. The transcript is spliced from 18 exons. The record is from RefSeq and is a predicted model, not a curated record. The coding region runs from base 169 to 2946 and encodes 925 amino acids. Gene Ontology annotation, cellular component: cytoplasm. Gene Ontology annotation, molecular function: single-stranded RNA binding; ATP binding; double-stranded RNA binding. NCBI's taxonomy places the organism in Eukaryota, Metazoa, Chordata, Mammalia, Carnivora, Canidae.